Loxodonta africana (African savanna elephant) is the source of this 1305-nucleotide messenger RNA. Its product is annotated as putative olfactory receptor 8G2. The record is from RefSeq and is a predicted model, not a curated record. The coding region runs from base 304 to 1305 and encodes 333 amino acids. NCBI's taxonomy places the organism in Eukaryota, Metazoa, Chordata, Mammalia, Proboscidea, Elephantidae. The transcript has 2 exons. Gene Ontology annotation, molecular function: olfactory receptor activity; odorant binding; G protein-coupled receptor activity. Gene Ontology annotation, biological process: sensory perception of smell; G protein-coupled receptor signaling pathway. Gene Ontology annotation, cellular component: membrane.
UUUUCAUUAAGUGUUUGUCUUUUUAUUCUUGAGUUGUAAGAGUUCUUAACAUGUUCUAGACGUUGUUGUGAUUAGGUGCCAUGAAGUCAACUUUAGCUCACAGUGAUACCCAUAUGACAGAUAAGAGUUACCCUAUAGAGAUUCCUAGGCUGUAAUCUUUAUGUGAGCAGAUCACCAGGUCUUUAUGCCAUGGAGCCACUUGGUGAGUUUGAACCACCAAACUUUCAGUUAACAGUUGAGCACUUAAGCACUGUGCCAACAGGGCUUCUUUACAUACUCUAGAUAUUAGACCCUUAUUACAUAAUGUUGUUGAUGUUAUUCUUAGGUGCUGUCGAGUCAAAUCCCCAGAAGAAAAUGGCAGCAGGAAAUCAUUCCAUCAUGACUGAGUUCAUCCUUGCUGGGUUAACGGACAAACCAGAACUCCAGCUGCCCCUCUUUCUUUUCUUCCUAGGAACCUAUGUGGUCACAGUGGUGGGGAACCUGGGCGUGAUCACACUGAUUGGGCUCAGUUCUUACCUGCACACCCCCAUGUACUAUUUCCUGAGCAGUUUGUCCUUCAUUGAUCUCUGCUGUUCCACUGUCAUUACCCCCAAAAUGCUGAUGAACUUUGUGACAGAGAAGAACAUCAUCUCCUACCCUGAAUGCAUGACUCAGCUCUACUUCUUUAUUGUUUUUGCUGUUGCAGAGUGUCAUAUGUUGGCUGUGAUGGCAUAUGACCGUUAUGUUGCUAUCUGUAACCCAUUGCUUUACAAUGUCACCAUGUCUUAUCAGGUCUGCUCCUGGUUGGUGGUUGAGGUAUAUAUGAUAGCCUUGAUUGGUGCUACGGCUCACACCGGUUGCAUGCUAAGAGUGGUUUUCUGCAAGGCUAAAAUAAUCAACCAUUAUUUCUGUGAUAUUUUACCACUGCUGGAGCUCUCCUGCUCCAGCACUUAUAUCAAUGAAGUGGUAGUUUUAUGUUUCACUGUAUUUAAUGUACUUACACCAACCUUGGCAAUCCUUGGCUCCUAUGUCUCCAUCAUUGCUAGCAUCCUGAGAAUCAGUUCCAUUGAGGGCAGGUCUAAAGCUUUCAGCACAUGCAGCUCCCACAUCUUGGCUGUUACAGUCUUCUAUGGUUCUGUAGCAUUCAUGUACCUGCAGCCAUCAAAUGUCAGCUCCAUGGACCAAAGCAAAUUGUCUUCUCUGUUUUACACCACUAUUGUGCCAAUGCUGAACCCUCUGAUCUACAGCCUGAGGAAUAAGGAUGUCAAAGUUGUUGUAAAUAAAAUCAUUAAGAAAAGACAAUUUUGCAUUAGCAAAGAUUUAUAA